Messenger RNA from Orussus abietinus, 810 nucleotides. RefSeq names its product coiled-coil domain-containing protein 12. The record is from RefSeq and is a predicted model, not a curated record. Lineage: Eukaryota; Metazoa; Arthropoda; Insecta; Hymenoptera; Orussidae. The coding region runs from base 16 to 474 and encodes 152 amino acids. Gene Ontology annotation, cellular component: U2-type spliceosomal complex; post-mRNA release spliceosomal complex. The transcript is spliced from 3 exons.
GUCACAUCAGGCAACAUGACGGAGAAAAUAGGUUCGUUGGAAGAAGAAGCGUUAAAGAGAAAAGAAAGAUUACAGGCGUUGAAAAGAAAAAAUGAAGAGAGCAAGGAAAACAAAAAUGAAGAAUCUCCUAAUUUACCGAAACCGAAAUUUCGGAGCUAUAGACCACAAGACGAUGGGCUUAAAGACAGAGUUAUCGAGGAUGCAAAAGUUGGAAACGUCGAAGCGGAAGUUCAAGAUCAACUGAGCGCAGCAAAUUCAAAAGUUGUCAUAGAAGAAUUGGAUAUCAGCAAUUUGGCUCCACGUAAACCUGAUUGGGACUUGAAGCGAGAUGUUGCAAAGAAAUUGGAAAAGUUAGAAAGGCGAACACAGAAAGCUAUUGCGGAGUUAAUCAGAACGCGUUUGAAACAAGGACAAUACGACCUUGCAUCGAUUGUCACCAUGGCUUCAGAAGACAAACCAAAAUCCCCAUCCUGAAACUAAUUCUUUUUUUGUCAUGGAAUACGUUUUCAAAGUAAGUAGACUUUUUCGAGACAAUAUCUGAACACAAAGCAUGUAAUAGUAAUGACAGACCAUUGUAAAUAAGUACUGGUAUAAAAUUAAUAUUAUGUUAUAUUGAAAUGGGCAAAACUCAUUUAUGGUAAUUACUUGCAAUAACUGAAUAAUACAUUGAAAUUAUAGAAUUUUAAUUAAUUAUUUAAUUUAUUGAUGCAAGAUCUGCAAGUCAAAUAUGAGAUGCUAAGCAAUUUCUGUCAGGUUACACUUUUUACAGGCUAAAUUUACAUAAACUGGGGGCCAGUAAAUCUUUAUUAA